Daktulosphaira vitifoliae (grape phylloxera) is the source of this 962-nucleotide messenger RNA. RefSeq lists its product as uncharacterized. The coding region runs from base 329 to 835 and encodes 168 amino acids. Lineage: Eukaryota; Metazoa; Arthropoda; Insecta; Hemiptera; Phylloxeridae. The record is from RefSeq and is a predicted model, not a curated record. The transcript has 2 exons.
UUGGUGUAAUAAAGAGAAAGUAGACAAACUUCGUAAGUUACUACAAUGUUCGGGAUGGAAAAAUUUAAACGAUAUCAACUUUAUACAAUACUACGGUAAAAAACAUUAUAUUCACAAUUUGCUUGAAACAAAAACAAAUGGCAAUAAUUGUGAACAAAAAACACGAGGUUUGUCUAUAUUUCUUGGAUGCACAUAUAUAAAAGUUAUAAAAAAUCUUUUUACAUCAGUUAUUAGCAACAUAUUACAAAAUUGUCAAGAAAACGACAAUCUUAAUGGAAUAAUUUGGACAGAAGAACUCAUAAACAUAAUCUCCAUUUUAAUUGUUCCAAUGGCAACAUUGAUGAAAGGAGCAAUUGAAGCUUUGGAUAACAUACAUAACUAUCCAUUGACUAUUCUAAAUAAAUUCUUUAUGAUAAGUCCUUUAUUAGAAAAAAUAGAAAAUAUUCUUGACGAAUUAAAAGAACAAAAUAUAUCACGUGAUGAUUUAACGACUUACUAUAGCAUAUUACAAAUGGUAAGAUUAUGUUCUAAAAACAUAAUAAUAGUUUUACAAGUACAAAUUAAAUCCUAUUGUGAGUUUGUACCUUGUGAUACAAAUGAUUUAUGGGAUGAAUGGUCUCAAGAAUAUGAAGCCUUUAUUGACCAAGAUGAAAAAUUAUUAUUUAUUAAAUUCCUAACCAAAAAAAUUAAAAAUUAUAUAAAAACAGUAAUUACAGAAAAUUAUUUUCAACUCGGAUUUAAAUUUGAUCCAAUUACUGAAGAAACAUUUAUACCAACACCAACAGAACCAAUAGAUCCAGAAUUGGAAUUUAAAGAAACAUUUGAAUACUUAUAAUUACAAUACAAAUAAGCACUCAAUAAAUGUUAAAUAAAUAUUUUUCUCAAUUUAGGGUUUUAUUUAUUAUAAAAAAAAUAUUUUAUUAUUUAUACAUAAAAUCAAUAAUUACACACUUAAGAUAUUG